Molecule: messenger RNA, 5665 nt
Organism: Eublepharis macularius
Lineage: Eukaryota; Metazoa; Chordata; Lepidosauria; Squamata; Eublepharidae
Gene: DYRK1A
Product: dual specificity tyrosine phosphorylation regulated kinase 1A
Exons: 13
Coding region: 857-3127 (756 amino acids)
Biological process (GO): positive regulation of DNA-templated transcription; protein autophosphorylation; peptidyl-serine phosphorylation
Cellular component (GO): nucleus
Molecular function (GO): transcription coactivator activity; protein serine/threonine/tyrosine kinase activity; ATP binding
Source: RefSeq, a predicted model, not a curated record
GUUGCGCUACCCUUUUCCGUUCUCUCGCUCUCCGCUCUGCCUGGCCUGGCUCCGGGAGCAGCAGUAGAAGGAAGCCUCUGCACCGGGUCCGGGCCCCGCUGCCGAUCGCUGCGCAGGUUUGGAACGCGCGCCAUUUUGUGAGCGAUAGAAAAUCUGCCCGGCCAGGAAACGCCGCGGAUCCGCCUGCCGGACCGGGCCGCCCUCCUCCCGCAAGAGGGAGGCGCGCUUUGGGCUCCGCUCCGGGGCCGAGGCUCGCUUUUGCUUCUUUCUGCACGGGCCCGAGCAUGGCGGGUUAAGUCUGCAAGCCGGCUGAGGAGACUGCGGAGAGGGAGACGUUACUGGGUUGGGCCGCUGGCUGAGGCGGGGAAUGAGCUGAGCCCACCCGCCUUUGCGCGAGUGCCGCUGCCGCCACCUCCCCGCAUCCUGAGAAAGGAGGCCUCUGUCAGGGCGACCGCGGCCCCCGGACUGGAACCAGAGGCGGCCACCGCCCCAAAAACGGGCCCAGUUUCUCUGACCCCCUCCCACCUUUGCACACCCCACCAAGCACAGCCACCGGCCUACCUGCCAGCAGCAGGAGACAACAGAAAUUCCCAACAAAAGCAACUGAUAGCCAGCUGUGAUUGAGCUCUGUUUGCAGCAGAAGUCAUAUUCUAGCAAGACAUUAGCUAUGUGCUAGAAGUUUUGCAGGUCAUUCCUUUUAAGGAUGACUCUCUCCUCUUUUUAAACUUUGUCACGGAGAUUUAGGCACCAGGAGCAAGCUUCAGGUCACGGUGGUGACCCAUUGCCAGUGUUUACUGGUGGCUUCUCCCCCCCCUGCCCCCCCCACACAGGAUGAUAUGAGAUCUGAAGGAAGACGAUGCAUACAGGAGGAGAGACUUCAGCAUGCAAACCUUCAUCUGUUCGGCUUGCACCAUCAUUUUCAUUCCAUGCUGCUGGCCUUCAGAUGGCUGGACAGAUGUCCCAUUCACAUCAGCAGUACAGUGAUCGUCGGCAGCAGAACAUAAAUGACCAACAAGUUUCUGCCUUGUCCUAUACUGACCAGAUUCAACAACCUCUUACCAACCAGAGGCGGAUGCCCCAAACGUUCCGUGAUCCAGCAACUGCUCCUUUGAGAAAACUGUCUGUGGAUUUGAUCAAAACAUACAAACAUAUUAAUGAGGUUUACUAUGCAAAGAAGAAAAGGCGACACCAGCAAGGUCAAGGAGAUGACUCUAGUCACAAAAAGGAGCGGAAGGUUUACAAUGAUGGAUAUGAUGAUGAUAACUAUGACUACAUUGUGAAAAAUGGAGAAAAGUGGAUGGAUCGUUAUGAAAUUGACUCUCUAAUUGGCAAAGGUUCAUUCGGACAGGUUGUAAAGGCAUAUGAUCGUGUGGAACAGGAGUGGGUGGCUAUUAAAAUUAUAAAGAACAAGAAAGCUUUCCUAAAUCAAGCCCAGAUUGAAGUGCGACUUCUUGAGCUUAUGAACAAACAUGACACAGAAAUGAAAUAUUAUAUAGUGCAUUUGAAGCGCCAUUUUAUGUUCCGAAACCAUCUCUGUUUAGUUUUCGAAAUGCUCUCCUACAACCUUUAUGACCUGUUGCGGAAUACAAACUUCAGAGGGGUUUCACUGAACCUGACGCGAAAAUUUGCACAACAGAUGUGCACUGCACUGCUUUUUCUUGCAACUCCUGAACUUAGCAUCAUUCACUGUGACCUAAAACCUGAGAACAUUCUCCUCUGUAAUCCCAAACGAAGUGCUAUCAAGAUAGUUGAUUUUGGCAGUUCUUGCCAACUUGGACAGAGGAUAUAUCAGUAUAUCCAGAGUCGUUUUUAUCGAUCACCAGAGGUGCUAUUGGGAAUGCCUUAUGAUCUUGCAAUUGAUAUGUGGUCCCUUGGUUGUAUCUUAGUAGAAAUGCACACUGGAGAACCCCUCUUCAGUGGAGCAAAUGAGGUGGAUCAAAUGAAUAAAAUAGUAGAAGUUUUAGGUGUCGCACCUGCACACAUUCUUGACCAAGCACCAAAAGCAAGAAAGUUCUUUGAGAAGUUGCCAGAUGGCACUUGGAACUUAAAGAAGACCAAAGAUGGGAAAAGGGAGUACAAACCACCUGGAACUCGUAAACUUCAUAAUAUUCUUGGAGUUGAAACAGGAGGACCAGGCGGGCGUCGUGCUGGGGAAUCAGGUCAUACUGUAGCUGACUACUUGAAGUUCAAAGACCUCAUUUUAAGGAUGCUUGACUAUGAUCCGAAAACCCGAAUUCAACCUUACUAUGCCCUGCAGCACAGUUUCUUUAAGAAAACAGCAGAUGAAGGUACAAACACAAGCAACAGUGUAUCUACAAGUCCUGCUAUGGAGCAGUCUCAAUCUUCAGGAACCACCUCUAGCACAUCUUCAAGCUCAGGUGGCUCUUCUGGGACAAGCAACAGUGGAAGAGCACGGUCAGAUCCUACACACCAGCAUCGACAUAGUGGUGGACACUUCACUGCUGCUGUGCAAGCUAUGGAUUGUGAAACACACAGUCCACAGGUCCGACAGCAGUUUCCUCCUCCUCUUGGUUGGACAGGCACUGAAGCUCCUACGCAAGUCACUGUUGAAACCCAUCCUGUUCAAGAAACCUCUUUCCACGUAACCCCUCAGCAACAGAAUGCAUUACACCAUCACCAUGGAAACACCUCCCACCACCACCAUCACCAUCACCACCACCAUCAUCAUCAUGGACAGCAGGCCUUGGGUAGCCGGACCAGGCCAAGGGUCUACAAUUCUCCAACAAAUAGCUCCUCCACCCAGGAUUCUAUGGAGGUGGGACAUAGUCACCACUCCAUGACAUCUCUGUCUUCCUCAACUACUUCUUCCUCCACAUCUUCCUCCUCAACUGGUAAUCAAGGCAAUCAAGCCUAUCAGAACCGCCCAGUGGCUGCUAAUACAUUGGACUUCGGUCAAAAUGGAGCUAUGGACGUCAAUUUAACAGUCUACUCUAAUCCACGCCAAGAAACUGGCAUAGCAGGACAUCCAACAUACCCGUUUUCUGCUAAUACAGGUCCUGCUCAUUACAUGACUGAAGGACAUCUUGCAAUGAGGCAGGGAAUUGAUAGAGAAGAGUCUCCCAUGACAGGAGUUUGUGUUCAGCAAAGUCCUGUAGCUAGCUCGUGACUAAAUUGAAACAAGUUUGUUUCUUGUGUGUUUUUAUAGAAGUGGUGUUUUUCCAAAAAAGUGCAAAGCUGCUUGAAUCAGAAGGAGAUAGACUUACUGAACCGCUACAGGAGGGCAAAGUUGACUAUUUUUUUAAACUUGAACAGAUUGCAGAGGGACAGUGAAGGUUUUAGAGCCAUGUCCAGACCUGUCCUACAUAGCUUUGAGGUGAUACCUCACCUCUUUUACCCCUAUUUUAAUUACCACAACGAAGUCAUAGUUUUUUUCUUCUCAUCCAACAGGAAUAAAUGUUCAAAUCUUGGUCUCAGUUGCAAACAGCUUUUUAAUGGGCCUUUAGAGUUUUUUUUUUAAAAGGGGGGAGGACAUAUUCUGGUUUCCCAAACACAAAUGAGCACAGAAAUGCAGUACUGUCAGGAAGAGGGACCUUCAGAUUACAAAAUAUAAUUUUCAGAUGUUACAAGGGACAGAUGUAAUGGUGUUCAUAAGGCAUGCUAAGUUGCGGUUAUCAGGACUCUCCUUAUCUGAACCUACCGAGAAUCAAAGCAGCAAUUAUAAUGGGAUUUUGUGUCUCUUGUAUUUGAGACCACAAUCAGCUAGUAUUGGAAUAUGACUGGUCUUGUAACUAAGGUGCACUGAGAAGCAAUCAACAGGUUGGUUUUGGCCAGUCCACGGGAAGUCGUAAGUGGUGGUCUUUGGGAUAACCUUUGGCCUUAUGGAUUUGGACUCUAAGUUAAAAGAGCCUACCAUUUCAGAUGCAAUCACUUUUGGACAUGUUUUUGCAGACAGUCCUUAAUGCUGAAAACACAGAGAAUGGGUAAUUCAAGAGGCCUUUCUUUUAAAGUAGACUUUUGUGACCCACUUAUUGUAAGGUAUUGCAAGGUCACUUUGCGUGUGUCAUAAAGUUGACUUCCUUAUUGGUUGAAGGUCACAGGAGUAGUAGUUUGCUUUUGAUGGAAAUAGCUACAACUGUGUCCCUUCCUGCUUUGUCCUUUUUUCUUUUCCCCCUUUUUCUUUAAUUCUUUCUUUUUCUUUCUUUUUUCUUUUGUUUUUUUCUGGGCACGUGGUUUCACCACCAUUACUUCUGCACAAAGAUGUCUUCUGUUCAUCCUGAACAUUUUUAAAAAUGCAGAAUUUUAUGUGACUGCUUUUUGCCUCACAAUUAUGCUGUGAAUUUUACAAAAAUUUAUUUUCUUUUUGAUAAUUUAUUGUACCAAAGCUGUUUUUAUAGCACAUAGAUGUCUGUAACCAAUAAUGUAGCAGUUCUGCACUUUGACACAAGGUGUAACUAGACCAUUUUUAAAUGUCAGUUGAAAAUUAUGGCUGUACUAUUGCUUAAACAAAACUGGAACUGUUGUUGAAUUCAUAGCCAAUACAUUUACAGCAGUCUGUGUACUGAACAUGAUAGAUUGACAUCUAAUUCAAGACUAUAACAUCUGUUACAUUAUAAAUGUGUUCAGGCUUUGGAAAGUAAAAGGGACACUAGAUCCAGAAGCUAUGAAACCAGCAGUUGAUUCUUGUAUUCCUUAUUAGCAUAAAUGUAAACUUGAAGACAAGAUCUUGAUUGCGGGAACAGGUCCAAAACACUAGUAUAAGUAAAGCAAAAGGCUCAUGUGACCUGAGGUUAGCAGGCUGUAUUUAACAGGUGCCUGCCUUAAUAUAACACAGCUUGGCAGUUGCUAUAUUUCUGGACCUGUUUAAUUUUUUUAAAUUAUGGAUAAAACAUAGUAAAUUCAAUUGAGGAAUGGGAUAAUGAAAUAAUUAUCUUUCCUUGAUUAAUGCUACUUUCCCUUAUGUGUUAACAAAAGCAGUUAUCUACCUCUGUCACUAAACUGGUUUUUAAAAAGGUCAUUCAACAGAAAACCAUGUACUUCAUACUGGUUAGUUCUAUGUGGCCAACUAGGUCAGUUCUGAACAAAAAGUGUUCUUUUUCACCAUUCUUCACAAUGGCAGCAGAGAAGCUGAAUAUAGUAUAAGUUGAAAGAAUACUUUGGGAAUUACAAAUUUUUGUAAAUCAACUUUUUUAAAAUCAAGGGAUCCAUAUUUCUUUUGUACUGAAAUAACAAGCCUGUGAAUGGAAGCAUUUUUGAGCUUCCAUAGUUCAGAAACAUUUGGUGAGUGAAAGGCUCUCAUCCUUGGAAUGGAACAAUGAGCGUAGCAAUACAAAAAGGAAUCCUGUACUUACUGCUGUCUAGGAAUAUAAGGGUAACAAAUAUGGAUAACUUGGUUCCCCCCACCGUGCUCGUUGCCACAGUUUAGCAAGCACCAAAAAUUAAAACUGUUUUUAAUUCUACAUCAUAAACUCCAACGCUUCUGCAUACUGUGUUAUGUUACAGUCCAGUUUUGUGUGCUUUACUACACAGUUUGGUUACAGGACUUCUGUGCAUUGUAAACAUAAACAGCAUGGAAAAGGUUAAAUACCUGUGUUCAGAUUGUAAGAUCUAGUCCGGACUUGCUGUGUAUAUUGUAACGUUAAAUGAAAAGACAAGCCCUUUGUAUUAUAGUCAUGCAGUCUUAUGUAUGAUAAACAGUUGAAUAAUU